AGGGCUCCAUGGGGCAACGAACAACAUGGCCGCCUCUUAGAAGCGAAUGGCGAGGGAAAGGGAAAAAUAGUUUUUAUUCCUUCAUAUUGAAGCGAUUUCCCACCAGUUUACAAGUCCAAAGUGACCAGACCAGCCCCAUCCCAUAAAAAGUCCCGAAUUUAGCGGGGCUCCGUCGUGCCUUUAGAAAUAACUUGUCAAUUGGGUGCAAAUGACCCCCUCCCCCCCAAAAAAAAAGGUUUAUAUGUACCAAAACUUAUUUUAACUCAAAAACUAUGUUCGCCAGGACAGUGAGACAGAUCAGUGGUGUGGCGAGGAAUUCUAGGAUGCAAGGGUGUGCUGCCUGCCUCCGGAGGCAAUUCGGUAUAAAGCCUGUUGAACAUAAGAGGUUUCCCCUUCGCUAUCUCGGGCAGCCCAGCCCCUUCACACACCCUCAUCUCCUUAAAGCAGAUGAGGUGACCCCAGGAUUGACGCAGACAGAAUACGCCCUGCGUCGUCACAAGCUGAUGAGCCUCGUCCGGCAAAAGGCCGAGACCCUCGGAUCAUCCGAGCAGGCGGUCAUUGUCCUGUCCAAUCCCACCUACUACAUGACGAAUGACAUCCCCUUCCCCUUCCACCAGAACACCAACUUCCUCUACCUCUGCGGCUUUCAGGAGCCUGACAGUAUCCUGUUGCUGCACAGCCACCCCGGGAGCAGCCUGGCUUCCCACAGAGCCGUGCUCUUUGUCCCCAGGAGGGACCGGAGCCGGGAGCUGUGGGACGGGCCGCGGUCCGGGGUUGACGGGGCGGUUGCUCUGACUGGGGUGGAAGAGGCUCACAACACCGAGGACUUCAGAAACUACGUACAGAAAUUUAAAGAGGAGGGCUGCACCGUGUGGUACGACCAGGAAUCGGUCGCUCACCCGAAGCUGCACCAGGAUUACCUGGAGCCUCUGGUGCGGGUCAAGAGCAGCAGCGAGAACCGGAUCCAGCCCGUGAGGACCCUCAUCCAGUCUCUACGGCUCGUCAAGUCAGCCGCCGAGGUCAGGUUGUUGACCACAGCUGCAGGGAUCACCUCAGAGGCUUUCAUCAAUACAAUGGCUUCUUCCAAGGUACCAGUCGAAGAGUCCUAUCUGUACGCAAAGUUUGACUUUGAAUGCCGGGCUGGAGGGGCGGAUUUCCUGGCUUACCCACCGGUGGUUGCUGGGGGCAACCGGUCUAACGUGCUGCACUAUGUGAAAAACAACCAGACGAUUAAGGACGGAGAGAUGGUGCUUCUGGAUGGCGGCUGCGAGUACUUUGGUUACGUCAGUGAUGUGACUCGCACCUGGCCCAUAAAUGGCAGGUUUACUGGGCCACAGUCGGAGCUAUACCAGGCUGUCCUUGAUGUUCAGAAGUCCUGCCUGAGUCUCUGUAUGCCUGGCAUCACCCUGGAUGGUAUCUAUGCCUACAUGCUCGCCCUGAUCAGUAAGAAACUCAGCGAGCUGGGCAUUGCGAAUGCUGGCUCCAAGCAACUGGAUGUCUACAAGGGCGCUCGCAAGCUGUGUCCACAUCACGUGGGCCACUACCUGGGAAUGGAUGUGCACGACACACCAGACAUGCCCCGCUCCGUGCCACUGCAGCCGGGGAUGGUGCUGACCAUUGAACCAGGGAUCUACAUCCCGGAAGACGAAAUGUCCGUCCCGCAGAAAUUCAGAGGUUUGGGAGUGAGGAUCGAGGACGAUGUGUUGGUGACGGAAGAGGGACCGGUCGUUCUCUCUGCGUCGUGUCCCAAGGAGCUGCUGGACAUCCAGGAGAUCUGUCUGCGGAGCUAGUGGAGUGUCCCAUUCCCAGGCACUCUCCUCACUCGCUCUCAAUGGUGCAAAACUCCGAUCCAGGCUGUCGUUGGAGUCCUGUAGCGUAUUGGUUAGCGCUCUGCUCGCUAGCGAAAGGACUUGACUUUGAUUCCUGGGCAGGUCAGGGCGAAACCUUAGGCAAAUUUCCUUACACACGUCUCUGUUUACCCAGCAGUAAGCAGAAGCCCGGUUGUUUGUCGAUUGGCUCUCCCGGGGGGGGUAAUAAUCCCUCCAAAAAACAAUAUACAUGGUGACUCAAUCCACGACUGUUCGUGGGACACUGCCGGCUGGCGCCACUGUAAUAAAAGGGACAAUAAAAUGACAUUUUAUUGGAUAAAAGGAAAUAACAAGAAAUUCCCGAGAAAACAAUACGAAAAAAUUAUUUAUAAGGUGACACGGUUUUCGUGGGGUUCAAAUCGUUACGUAUUCUUCUAAUAAAACCUAUUAAAAUGGAACGAA
This is a messenger RNA of Callorhinchus milii (elephant shark), 2270 nucleotides long. RefSeq names its product X-prolyl aminopeptidase 3, mitochondrial (gene xpnpep3). Bases 273 to 1790 code for a protein of 505 amino acids. Gene Ontology annotation, cellular component: mitochondrion. The transcript has 10 exons. The record is from RefSeq and is a predicted model, not a curated record. Gene Ontology annotation, molecular function: manganese ion binding; metalloaminopeptidase activity. Lineage: Eukaryota; Metazoa; Chordata; Chondrichthyes; Chimaeriformes; Callorhinchidae.